Messenger RNA from Trichoplusia ni (cabbage looper), 3099 nucleotides. RefSeq names its product E3 ubiquitin-protein ligase listerin-like. The transcript has 14 exons. NCBI's taxonomy places the organism in Eukaryota, Metazoa, Arthropoda, Insecta, Lepidoptera, Noctuidae. Gene Ontology annotation, biological process: ribosome-associated ubiquitin-dependent protein catabolic process; rescue of stalled cytosolic ribosome. Gene Ontology annotation, cellular component: cytosol; RQC complex. Gene Ontology annotation, molecular function: ubiquitin protein ligase activity; ribosomal large subunit binding; zinc ion binding. The record is from RefSeq and is a predicted model, not a curated record. Bases 1 to 3099 code for a protein of 1032 amino acids.
AUGUCCUGGCAGACGGUGGAGUGGUGCCUGGCGGUGAGCGCGCGGCACCCCGCCGUGACGCGCGCGGCGGCGCGGCGCUGGCUGGCGGGCGCCGGCGCGGGCGAGGCCCUCGUGCGGCUGGCCGAGCGGGCCGCCGCCGCGCGCGCGCCGCCCGCCGCGCCGCUGCUGCUGGCGUGCGUGGCGGGCGCGCGGCCGCUGGCGGGCGCGGCGGCGCUGGCGCGCGUGCUGGCCGCGGUGGGCGCGGCGCUGGCCCCGCCGCGCGGCGCCGCGCUGGACCCGGCCGCCGCGCUGGCGGCGCGCCUCGUGUCCGACCUGCACGACCACGCGCACUCCGACCACUACGAGCGCCUCGUCCGAGACUUGUUCCGACUCAACAUCCUCGUGCCGCGCGGCGACCCGCGGCUGUCCGUGGACACGUGGUGCGAGGUCCGCUCGUCGUGGCAGGACGGGCUGGCCGCCAUGCCGCGCGACGCCCGCCAGCGCGCGCUGCAGCAGGCGGCCAGCUUUAUACACGACCAGCUGUUCCUUGAUAUCAAAGAUCUGGACAUAAGUAAAAUCGAAAACGUGGUGUCUCCAUGUGCGGAGCUAGUGUGGGUAGGCGCGGGUGCGGAGGGCGCGGCCGACGCCUCGCGGCUGCUGCUGUCGCGGGGCGGGGGCGCGGGCGGGGGCGCGGCGGGGGGCGCGCGCGGGCCCGAGGCCGCCGCCCUGCGCCUGCUGUGCCUGAGCGCGCGGCUGUGCUGCCCGCAGCGUGGCGAGCACGCGCUGCUGGACGCGGUGGUGGGGUCCGCCUCGGACCCUGACGCGGAGGACCUCACCGAGGCUGAGCUCGUGCCCUACGUGCACGACCUCCUGUUCCGCGCCGUCUACUUGAGAACCCUCUUCCUCCACAAGAUUGGUUCGGACGACGACGAGGAUGAGGAAUCUAACUCGAAGACAUGGUGCGAUACGCUCCUGCAGGAUGAAUACCUACGAGAUGAAUUCUGUCGGGUGCUCUACGACUAUAUCGUUAUAUAUUUAUUGGAAGAAGGCUAUCAAUUUUGGUCCCGCUACGAUUUAAUUCGUCAAGCAAAACAGAAAAUGGAUUCUCUGCUGGAGGACGUGAUCAGCGCGUCGGGCCCCUCGGGGCGCGACAGCGUGGCCCGCGCGCUGGACUCGCGCGCGCUGGCGGCCGGCUACCUGUGGCCGCUGGCGCGCCGCUGGUACCCGAGCGCGACGCCCGCGCCCCCCGCGGCGGACGCGCCCGGCCUGCUGCACACGCUGCAGGCGGGCGGCGCGGGCGGCGCGGACGCGGCGGCGCAGUACCGCGCGCGCUACGUGGUCAUGCUGCACAGCUGGCACGCGGCGCACGCGGCCUCGCUGGAGCCCGCCGAGCUGCGCCGCGCGCUGGCCGACGCCGCCCGCUGCGACCCCGACCUCGUCAUCAACGCCUACUACCGCCACAACCACACCAUGCUCUACGACAGAGACAUAUCGGACUUGCCCUGGAACGACGUGUUAAGCAACGUGUCCGUGGUCGAAUUCCUAACGGCCAUGGUAGAGACGUGCGGCUGGGAAGCCCCCGCGCAUCAUUGGGACUUCACCACCAUCACCAUGUGCUCACUGCUCAGCAGUCUGGAGAAGAGCAAGCACAAGUGGUCGUGCAGCAAGGUGGCGAUGCUGGCGCGCGCGGCGCUGCGCCUGUUCGCGGCCGUGCGCGGCUUCGUGCGCGACGUGCGCGCGCGCGCCCUGCGCCAGCAGCCCGCGCCGCACGUCGCCGACCUCAUGGCCGAGUGGACCGACAUCUUCGCGCCCGACACGCACCACAACCUCUUCACUAUCAUCUUGCACGUCCUCGAAUCGUGCACAACAAUGGAGCUGACGAGCAGCAAGAACUGCGUGUUGGAGGCGCUUUGCAGUACCGUGGAGCUGAUGGAGUGGGAGGCGCUGGGCAAGGCGCGCGCCACGGGCCCGCUGGCGCUGGCGGCGCUGGCGCGGCGCCUGGCCGCGCGCCUGCUGCGCCGCCUGGCCGCGCCGCUCGUGCUGGACGACGCGGAGAGGCUCAGCCUGUGGAGCGACGACAGCUCCGCCGAUGACGACGCCGAGCACGAACGCCCAGAAUUCUCGCUGGACUACUUCCACGACACCUUCACGCAGCUGCACGAGAUCGUCGAGGCGGCGCUCAGCACAGUGGUAUUAGGUGAGGCUACCUGUGAGUUGGUGACGACAUCUGAUAGCUACAGUAUGGCCCUCGGCUGGCUCUUACUGGCCGAAAUCAUCGCGUCAGUGUGUCAUUUAGCGCGAGGAGACCUGUACCACCAUUAUCUGCAGAUAUACAGGGAACGCAAGUACGUGGAGGCGGUACUGGAGACGGCGCUGCGGCUGCUGCCCGCCGAGCUGUUCGCCUUCGCCGCCAGCACCGCGCCCGCCGCGCCGCCGCCGCACUACGCCAGCUUGUUCGACGCCGCUCCCGACUUCUGCGCGCCAGAGCGCGCGGCGGAGGAGGCGACGGAGGUGGCGGCGCUGGCGUGUCGCGGCGUGUUCAGCGCGCUGUGCGGGCCGGGCGCGGGCGGCGCGCGCGGCUGGUGGGGCGCCGCGCCCGGCCGCGCCGCGCGCCUGCUGGAGCGCCUCGUGCGCGCCUACGUGGCGCCGCCCGCCGCGCGCCAGCAGCUGCGCGCGCUGCAGCAGCGCGCCGCCGAGCUCGCCGACGUGGAGGUGCGCAUCGCCUGGUCCAGCAACGAGGUGACCUGCCUGUACACCGUGGAGGAGCGCGUCAUCGAGCUGCGCGUGUGGCUGUCGCCGGCGCACCCGCUGACGCCGCCGCGCAUCGCGGCCGCCGACGAGCUGGGCCCCGGCGCCAACACGCACUGGGUGGCGCUGUACCUGGCCUACCAGAACGGCACCAUCCUGAACGCGCUGAAGAUGUGGACGCAGGCGGUGAGCGCGAAGGUGGAGAGCUCGCCGCAGUGCUACAUCUGCUACUGCCGCCUGCACCCCAACACGGGCCGCCUGCCGCGCGUGCCCUGCCACCAGUGCAAGAACAAGUUCCACAACUUGUGUCUGCGCAAAUGGUUCGCAACCAGCAACAAGUCAAACUGUCCACUGUGCAGGUCGACCUUCUGA